Drosophila grimshawi is the source of this 2654-nucleotide messenger RNA. It is a transcript of the gene waw, whose product is annotated as translation factor waclaw, mitochondrial. The record is from RefSeq and is a predicted model, not a curated record. NCBI's taxonomy places the organism in Eukaryota, Metazoa, Arthropoda, Insecta, Diptera, Drosophilidae. Gene Ontology annotation, cellular component: mitochondrion. The transcript is spliced from 4 exons. Gene Ontology annotation, molecular function: GTPase activity; GTP binding; mitochondrial ribosome binding. Bases 85 to 2067 code for a protein of 660 amino acids. Gene Ontology annotation, biological process: positive regulation of translation.
GCGGUAACAUUCUCAAUGUGCCGGCUGAUUUCCAUUUGAUGUAGAGGAAAAAAGAAAUGAAAUGAAUAUUGAAAAUCGAACAAAAUGUACAAAACAAUUCGCUGGACAUUAAAGCAGACAACUGGCCAGUGGACAUGGAAGCGCACAUCGGCAUAUCGUACGAUCUGCACGACCUUGGUCAGGUCGGAGGAAGUGCAGAAGUCCGAAUCGGAUUUGGAUUUGUCGCCGGAUGCUCUGCGGCGGCAAUUUGCCCAGAUGCCGGUGCAUCGUAUACGAAACUUUAGCAUCAUUGCCCAUGUGGAUCAUGGCAAGAGCACGCUGGCGGAUCGUGUGCUGGAGCUGACUGGUGCCAUUUCGCGCAACGCUGGCCAGCAUCAGGUGCUCGACAGCCUGCAGGUGGAGCGGGAGCGCGGCAUAACGGUUAAAGCGCAGACAGCAUCCAUAUUGUACAACUACAAGAACGAAUUGUAUCUGCUCAAUUUGAUUGAUACGCCCGGACACGUGGAUUUCUCAAAUGAGGUUUCCCGCUCGCUGGCCGCCUGUGAUGGCGUCAUUCUGCUCGUCGACGCUUGCCAUGGCGUGCAGGCGCAGACCGUGGCCAACUAUCAUCUGGCCAAGCAGCGUCAACUGGCCGUGGUGCCGGUGCUCAAUAAGAUUGACAUCAAGCACGCCAAUCCCGAUCAGGUGACCAAGGAUAUGCAGCUGCUCUUUGGCAUUGAGCCAGCGACGGUGCUGCGCGUCUCAGCCAAACUGGGCACGGGCGUUGAACGGGUGCUGGAGCGUGUCAUUGAGGUGAUACCGCCGCCCAGUGUGGAGCGGGAGAGCGGAUUUCGUGCGCUUAUCUUUGACAGUUGGUUUGACAAAUAUCGCGGCGCUCUCAAUCUGAUUUAUGUGCUGAACGGACAAUUGGACGUCGGUCAGGACAUUCAAUCGCUGGCCACAAAGAAAGUGUAUCCGGUGAAGAGUCUAUCCGUAUUGCGUCCAGCGGAGUGUGGGGUGCAGAGCCUGUUGGCCGGUCAGGUGGGUCUCGUUGCGUGCAACAUGCGCAACAGCAAAGAGUCCAUCAUUGGCGACACUAUCCAUCUAAAGCAUCAGUCGGCCACAGCGGCCGGCACCUUUCGGCCACAGCCGCCCAUCGUCUUUGCCGGUAUCUUUCCGGUCGAUCAGUCCAAGCAUGUCGCCCUGCGCAGUGCCAUCGACAAAAUGGUUCUCAACGAUUCGGCGGUGACAGUCAAUGUGGACUCGAGUCCAGCCUUGGGCCAGGGCUGGCGUCUCGGUUUCCUUGGCCUGCUGCAUAUGGAGGUGUUCUGCCAGCGACUCGAGCAGGAGCACGGUGCCGAGCCCAUCAUCACCGCACCGUCGGUCACCUAUCGUGUUGUGUUGCGCAAUCCGAAGCUGAUCAAACAGCAUGGCAAGGACACUCUCGAAAUAUCGAAUGCCGCCCUGCUGCCGGAACCCAGCAGCAUUCUCGAGUACUACGAACCACUGGUGCUGGGCACUAUCAUAACGCCCACCGAGUACGUUGGCCAGAUAAUUGGACUGUGCGUCGAACGUCGCGGAUUGCAGCAGAGUGCGGUGAAUAUCGAUGAGACGCGCAUCCUAAUGAAAUAUGUCCUGCCUCUAAGUGAGAUCAUUUUGGAUUUUCAUGAUCGCCUGAAAUCGCUUAGCUCGGGCUAUGCCAGUUUCAGUUAUGAGGAUCAUGGUUAUCAUAGCACAAAUCUUGUCCGUUUGGACAUUCAGCUCAAUGGGCGGCCCAUCGAGGAGCUGUGCCGGAUUGUGCACGCGUCCAAGGCCACAGCUGUGGCACGUCAGAUGGUGCACAAGCUCAAGGAUCUCAUACCCAAACAGAUGGUGCAGAUUGCCAUACAGGCAUGCGUUGGCAGCAAGGUGCUCGCUCGCGAAACCAUCAAAGCCUAUCGCAAGGAUGUAACGGCCAAGCUGUAUGGCGGCGAUGUGACGCGACGCAUGAAGCUGCUGAAACAGCAAUCGGAGGGCAAGAAGAAGAUGCGCAUGUUUGCCAACAUUCGCGUGCCGCACGAGACCUUCAUCAAUGUGCUCAAGCGCUAACUACGCCCAAUUGGGAAGAACAAACAUAGAGGAAUAAUUCACGCUUAUCGCGUCUAUAACAAUAUUUGCCUAACGGCAAACUUGCCUCGGCUCUCGGUCGAUAACACUGGCCAUAAGAAUGCCCCCUUAUCAUUGCUGUGUGCUCUCUUGUCUGGAAAUAGAAAAUAAUCAAAUAGAAAAUACAAAUACAAAUAUAUAUAUAUAUAUAUAUAUGUGUGUGUGUGUGUGUGUGUGUACAUAUCGGUUUUUAAUGCGUGGAGCAAGUGUGCGGUGUCAGCUGCCCCACAGCUGUAAAUGCUGCACAGUGCACCACAUAGUGUAUUAACACAGAUACCAUUUGCUGUAAUCUAUCUAGAUAUGUGCUACAAAACAAUUGAAAAAUUAAAUUUUUUUUUUGAUUUGAGAGAGAGAAAAUCCAUUUAAAAAGUGAAGAAAUUGUGAAAAACUAUUGCACGACUUAUAUUUAGUUUAGUAUCGGUCUGCAUGCCAUUUUCAAAAGAUCUUUAAAUGUACCAUUUUCUUACAUUUAUGAAAAAUGAUUUCAAAUUAUUGCCAUAAUAAAAGAUUUUUUUUUUGGUAUAUAUAAA